Pimephales promelas (fathead minnow) is the source of this 2451-nucleotide messenger RNA. It is a transcript of the gene p2ry12, whose product is annotated as purinergic receptor P2Y12. The record is from RefSeq and is a predicted model, not a curated record. Gene Ontology annotation, molecular function: G protein-coupled purinergic nucleotide receptor activity. Gene Ontology annotation, biological process: G protein-coupled receptor signaling pathway. NCBI's taxonomy places the organism in Eukaryota, Metazoa, Chordata, Actinopteri, Cypriniformes, Leuciscidae. Gene Ontology annotation, cellular component: membrane.
CUGGAGAGGAUACUCUUUUCCCCAAAAAUGUUAAUUAACGUUAUCACAUUGGACUAAAACUUACUGACUCACCCAGGGCAUAACUAGUUCCCCAACAUUUGUUUUGCGGGGAAUUUUCUUGUGAUUUAAUGAAGUAAAUAUUAAAGGCUUGAGAAAGCACUGACACAGCACUGCAUGGGGGUUUUCCUGGUUUCAGUUUCCCAAAGACUGCCACUUGCUCUUAUACACAGACCAGAACAAAAGGCUUGUACAAGUAUGUUUAGGGUUGUUUUGGGUGUGUUCAUGUACCCCAGCGGGUAACACCUGGUUUCGGGAGCAUCUUGCAUCUUGAAAUGACACCACCCAAAGAGGAGAACAGGAUUCUUUACAGUCUUCAAUCCUUAUUGUGUUCAGUGACUGCAAUGAAAUUAAGACCAUUUUACCAAUCGCACUGCGGCAUUUAAAACAUAAAAGGGAAACAAUACAUUCAAAAGAUGCAUAAUAUGUAGUGAGUAGAUCUUCUUAGAGAACUUUUAGUAAUCAGGGGGAGAGUAAGCAAGGAGGGAGAGGGGGUGCACAGAAAGGUUUGGGCCAGACCAUGUCCUGUGCUCUUGAUGGUCUCCUGUCCAGAACGCGUAUUAGUGCUUUACUGCAGGGGCUUAUACACACAUGGAGCUCCCGACGACGCUGGCAGAAGUCACGGACACUUACUCCAACGAGAGCGCCAGGAACCAGUCCCAGGAGGCCUGUUCCCGUGAGGGCGCUCUGAAGACCGUCGUGUUCCCUGUCCUCUACAGCGUCCUCUUCGUCCUGGGCGUGUCCCUCAACGGCCUGGCAGCGUGGGUGUUCCUCCGGAUCCCCAGCAAAUCUCACUUCAUCAUCUAUCUGAAGAACAUCGUUGUGGCUGACAUUAUCAUGACCCUCACCUUCCCCUUUAAGAUCCUCGCCGAUGCAAACUUGGCAACAGUCGGCGUGCGUGUGUUUGUGUGCCGCGUGUCCUCUGUGCUGUUCUACCUCACCAUGUAUAUCAGCAUCUUAUUCUUCGGCCUGAUCAGCAUCGACCGCUGCAGAAAGACCAUGUGGCCCUUCGUAGGCACCAGCCGCAGACGCCUGCUCCACAGAAAGCUCCUCUCGGCCUGCAUAUGGACCUCUCUGUUCGCUCUCGUGCUGCCCAACGUAAUCCUGACGAGCCGCCUCAAAACUUCGGGCCGCAUUAAGUGCAGCGACCUCAAGACCGAGCUGGGACUGAAGUGGCAUGAGGUGGUCAACCACGUGUGCCAGGUGAUCUUCUGGGGGAACCUAGUGACCGUGAUAAUAUGCUACACGCUCAUCUCAAAAGAGCUCUACAAGUCGUACGCCCGCACACGGGCUCAACACGAGGCCAGACGAGGGGCGGACGUUCCCCACAGGCCGCUCAACAAGAACAGCAUUCAGGCAAACGUGUUCCUGGUGUUGGCCGUCUUCUUCGUGUGCUUUGUUCCCUUCCACUUCGCCCGAGUGCCAUACACUAUUAGCCAGACACGAGGACAGAUGUUCAACUGCCAGCAGAAGCUGUUCUUCUUCCAGCUGAAGGAGAGCACGCUGUGGCUUACCUCCCUCAACUCAGUGCUGGAUCCACUCAUCUACUUCUUCCUCUGCAAGUCGUUCCGGACAUCCCUGUUCAACACCCUGCGGCUGUCUCCCGGCCGCUGUGGGGAUCUCGGGACCGACUCCACCAGCGCUCCUGUGGACAACACGCCGAUCUGAUGGACAAGCGCCCAGUUCUUCUCCUACACUUCUACUCUACGCUGUAACAGCAACAUGCUACAUGAUGAAUCAAACCUUUUAACAACUUGCACCCUAAUUACCUCAACCUUGAUUCAAAUCAAGAGGUUUCACAUGUCAUGACUGGCUAGUGGAAGAAAGCAUGCCAGGAGAGAUCUCUUGCCUCUUGCAGGCGCGAUCCUGUUAAGAUAAGCCGACCUGUCCAGCCAUGUCAUGUGCUGGUAGCCGAAGUACCUCUGAUCCUUACUAAUUUAGAAAGGCGUGGGAUGCGUAGUAUUUGUUGUCACUGACAAACCUUUAGUGACAGGCAUCCAGAUGUGCAAAAGUACUAACAUUUUUCAUGAAAAUGAAUCCAAGUAUUGUGGAUAUCAUACUAUUAAAGACAUUACUGUAAUGAAGACACUGAUAAUAAUGAUUCUACAGCUCAAGACUGUAAGUUUUUUCCAAGUCCAGUUCAUUGUGAAGUCAACAUUUGUAAUAAAUGAACUACUGUUGUAAAAACAAAACCAUGACUUUGGCAAAAAGCGGAGAUUUAUUGUAAACCAUUUGAUUGUUGCAACACAUCACUGUUUGUCUUCGUCUGCGUCACAGCGGGACCAAAGUUGCUUCCCAAACUGUCUGUUUGAGGUUGUUGCACACUUUAACAUAAAAUGUAAUGUUUUUAAGACCCAAACUAAUAGAAAUUAAUACCAUGCUUCUACACAAAAA